AUGCCUCGUAAGGAGUAUCUUCCUCCGCGUCCUGCUCCAGCACCCUGGACAGCUUCGAGAUGCAAACGGACCCUUCGACAACUUACCUCGUUCGUCAACAGACUGGAAAGAUGGCACAAGGCGUUUCUGGCUGCUCAAGAGGAGGACGCAGCGCAAGACAACAUCGAGGAGCAAGAGAAGGAGUCGGCCCCCGUCGGGGCAUCAGAUUGGUUGGCAUCCGAUGCGAACUUGAGAAACAAAAGGGCAAAGAAAAACUAUUCAUCCCGCAGGACCACUGCUCCGAAAACACCGCUGUUAAAGCGUCCACCCCCUCGACGGCCCGUUAUGACUCCUCGCAAUAAUGCCAUCCCAUCCAUCUCCGCAUCCAUAAAAGGGCAAACUCCGCCGCAGCCUGGGCAGUCUCAACACGCAACAAGAGGUGGAGAAGGCUGGAGGACCGCGAUCCGAUACAAUGGAGACUUCUCGCAAGAGUGGUCGCCUAGCACCGCUCAUCUUUCCCAAGAGUAUGAGGCUAUAAUGCAGCAGGGCCGGUCGACCAUGAUCACAUUCCUUGUUGUCACAUCGGAUCCUGGACUUCCUUUGAUGCGGGAAACCCGGGAGGUGCCUCCUCAGCAGGGCGCAAGAUCCCUCUUCGACAUGUGUCUAGACAAGAUGUCUCGACAUACUGUUGAACAGCAAAAGGACAAUGAAUCCAGCAAUGAUGGUUAUGAGGGACAACAGGAUAUUCUCGGUUCAUACCUCCAAGAGCUUGAGGACUAUUUUGGCGACCCCAAGUCAGGAUGGCCUUCACUGAGGACGGUAGUACGGACCUGUGGUAUUCACUUGAUAACCCGGAUAACGAAGUCAGGAGCACUUCGUUGCAGCACAGCUACACAGAUCGUCUCCCGUGGCCGUAAUCCUUUCCUGCGUGACUUCCACCAAGCCAUGUCACUCGCCCUGGUUGAAGCCCACUGUCGCAAGUACGAUGUCAACGACACUAUCUGCCAUAUGCCAGGCGACAGUAGCUCUGCCGGACCAUCAGCCCAACAGUGCUUGGAUGGAUCCAUGAAAAUGUUGUGGACGCUACGACAACUGCAGGAAGCAGAAAUCCCGGCAGCUGUGAUUGACCGCUCCAUACGCUACCGGCAUCUACAUUCCCAUUUACUGCUGUACAACAGGAGUGCGGAUCAAUCCAAUCUUCCAGUUCCCGAGCUACUCGAAACGAUAUUUGUGGGAGCUUUAUCGCCACGGGGCAGGAUUGACCGAUUAGAGCUGCUACGUGGGGGCUUACUUGACACGAUGAAACCAUAUUGCCGCGCAAUGUCUAAAGAGCUCUGGCAUCGACUCAAAGCAACGCUGAAUCUGAUCUUCUCCUUUUGUGGCCAUGCACCCACGGCCGCGACCUACAUUCCCAUCAUCGAGAGGAUGUCAAAGAAGGUGCAGACACUUGUGGAGCUGGAUAUACAUUCGCAGAUGUGGUAUUACCAACGUUGCCUUGCCGCGCACAUCUUUUUCGGGAAUCUUGUCCAGCGGUUGAUUAAUCGUCGUCGCGUGGAUGCAGGUCUGCUAACAAGCCUCGACACCGUUAUCUCUGAUGAAUGCUUAUCGACGGUUUCUGGUGGAGUGAUAGCCACAAUCCUUUGCAUGCUCGCUGAGUCUGGAACUGGCUUUCAAGCAUUCCUAGAACAGAUGUUGGUAAUGGAUUGCAAGGACUACGGAAAGCUCAAUUUAGCUCUCGCCAAGAUUGGUGCAGGAGCUGCUCAAGAAUACACCGUUGCAUAUCCAGAGCGCUAUACCGACGAGCGUUGGGCAGAGGACAUCAGCGAAAGAUUCCGAGCAAAGCUGCAGCACCUUGUUGGCCGUGAGCCACGUACACCUUCCUUGAAGUUGGACCCGACAUACUUGUGGGAUGCAACAAUUGCAGAAUGGAUCGCGGUGACUCCCCAGGCUAGUCAAUCAAGCAAGAAAAAGAAGCCUACCACAUCGCGGGACCGCAUUCGUGCAGUCGAUUGCCUAGAGAAGCAUCAAGGGCUUCCCACUGUCCGACCAGCUCUCGCACCCUUGUCCGGCAAUGUUGCUAUGAUCAAUGCAAACCGAAAAAGGCGAAAGAGUGCGCCGACUGACUUCGAGACGCACUGGGAUGGCGACUUCCAGUACAAAAAGAUCAAGUGCAUUGAUUUGCUGGAGAGUCCGAGGGUAACUCCCGAACUCAGAGCCCAAAGACUAUGGGCAGACGAUGGAUCCGAGGAUGAGUUAAGCUUGCUCGAAUAG
Messenger RNA from Exophiala xenobiotica, 2250 nucleotides. RefSeq lists its product as uncharacterized. Lineage: Eukaryota; Fungi; Ascomycota; Eurotiomycetes; Chaetothyriales; Herpotrichiellaceae. Bases 1 to 2250 code for a protein of 749 amino acids. The record is from RefSeq and is a predicted model, not a curated record. The transcript has a single exon.